AUGGGAUGGGUCGACAAUGUCCCGGGCACCAAGCUGUACAUUGGCGGCUUGCAUGCCCUAUAUCAGAAGCAAGAUAUGUUCCGCGACGCAAAGAUAACACACAUCGUCUCUGUGUUGGAUUUUGACAUAUACGAAGCUGGUCACUUCGAGCAAUACCAACACAUGCAUCUUCGAUUAGGUUAGUGAGAAGCUCUGAGAUGUUUCUAGCUAUCUUCAUCAUUGACAGCCUGCUUUGUUCCAGACGACGAUCCAAACGAGAACAUUCUGGAGCAUUUCACUGAGACAAACACGUACAUUGACAAAGCUAUCCGGGAAGGCGGUGCGGUCUUCGUACACUGCGCGAUGGGCAAGUCGCGCUCUGCCACCAUCAUCUGCGCCUACAUGAUGUGGCGCCAUGGCCUCUCACCGGAGGACGCUCUUUCCAGGCUCAAUGAGGGCCGGCCAGUGUGUGAUCCGAAUCCCGGAUUCUGGGAACAGCUCGAGGUCUACGAUCACAUGCUAAAAGCCAAGACCGAUACUGAACGCCACGACAUCUACACGCACUGGCACGAGGGUCGCGGCACGACAGACUGGUACACUGUGGAUCGGCGACGGCAGGCAGCCAAACUUUAA
This is a messenger RNA of Lecanosticta acicola, 612 nucleotides long. NCBI's taxonomy places the organism in Eukaryota, Fungi, Ascomycota, Dothideomycetes, Mycosphaerellales, Mycosphaerellaceae. The record is from the annotation of a GenBank genome assembly.